AUAAAAAGAAUGAUACAUUAGAUGAAAAACCUGAUAAGUUGGAUAACAAUAACAUUAAAAAGUUACUCCUUGAAUAUCUUAGGGAGUUUCCUCAAGGCAAGUUUAACAGCUCGUUGGAUGAUGAUAAUCUGUUAGAUCGAAUGAUAAAUUCAUCCACAGAAUUGUCAGAUGCUCAAAAAAUAGAGUAUCAAAAGAUUAGGAGGUCCAUUAACAACAUGUACAAGGAUAAAGAACGUGAUCAUUAUUUCGUUGACCCAGAUGAUCAGGAGUAUAUUUCCGUUUUUCUCGAUACAUCAAAAGCAACGUUUGAAGAUGUUGAUCAAUUGAUUAAGAGGAUCUUAAAAACAAAAGACAGGAUAUCGGUUCGUGAACUUGUGAAGAAUAAUGAGAAAUUGCUGAGAAAAAUUGAUGAAAAGCUUGAUAAGAAACGUAAACCACUCAUGGUUAGUGAUGAUGAAUUCAAGAAAUUGAUCAAACAAUUUAAACGAGAAGUGAUUGAUAUGAUGAAUAAUUUAGUAGGACCAUUGGGGGCGAUAGACUCUGUUAUAUCAUGCUAUAAAGAGGUGGUUGAAGUGAGUGAAGAGGAGUUAAGCAAGAUAAAAAAAUUGAUACUUGAGCAAUUUUCUAAACAACCUGAUCUUCGUGGUGUUGGGGCAUUUUUCAGAUUUUCUCCAGAAGGAGAUUUCAAGUAUAAAAUGUCACCAGAUCCUUUGAACAAGCAUCAAUUUGUAGGAGAACGAGUUAUUGAGAAAGAGAAACGAACAAUUGCAAAAUUAUCAAAAUCAAGUAUCAGAGAUAUUGACUUGGAAACAUCCGUAUUUUUAUCUAUUAUCCCAAGCAUUCAAGCAAAUUCUUAUUGUAACAUUUUAUCAUAUGAUUGCCACAUUUCUG
Dentiscutata erythropus is the source of this 891-nucleotide messenger RNA. NCBI's taxonomy places the organism in Eukaryota, Fungi, Glomeromycota, Glomeromycetes, Diversisporales, Gigasporaceae. The record is from the annotation of a GenBank genome assembly.